Messenger RNA from Oldenlandia corymbosa var. corymbosa, 1819 nucleotides. The record is from the annotation of a GenBank genome assembly. Lineage: Eukaryota; Viridiplantae; Streptophyta; Magnoliopsida; Gentianales; Rubiaceae.
UUAAAGAUAAAGUUGGCGAAAUUAUCAUUAAUCAAUUCUGUAAUAGACUAGACCGAUUUACACGAAUCAAAACGGAAGAGAUCAACCCGGACCACUAAACCGAAAAAAGUACAGUUUGAACAACAGUAGCAGAAUUUCCCUUUUAGGAAGCAGAAGAAAACUUUAAUAUAUAUCAGGUGGCCAUUGGGCAUGUGCAUAAAGUUGAAGAAAGAAAUUCCAAGCUUCCUCAAUUGCAGAAUGGGAAUGGAACCCCUGGGAUCUACUUUUGAACACUAAAACACUUCAUUUCCAACUCAAAAGUUACACUAACACUACCCCACUCCAGAUCAUCACCCAUCAUCAAAAGCCUACUCAAGCCACAACCAGCCAUGGCAGCCUCUAUUAUAAGCUAUGCAGAAUUGCAAAAGACACAAAGACUCUUUUGUACCCCCUGUUCCCGGGACACAAACUACACCAUUGUAUCCCACACUUUUUCUCCACUUCUAGUUAACAGCCUGCCCUUUUCAAAACAACAAGCAAAGUAUAGAACAACAACGUUACAAACAAGGGACAUUUUGGCUGGAGAGACAUGGGGAUUACUACAGCUGCUACUACUUCUACUGCAGAAUUGGUUCGUGGGGUCUUCUUCUUCAAGUCUCGCUCUGGCAAACUCCAUCAUGGCCCUCGUGGAAGGAACAGUGUCAUGGAAAAGAAAAGGUGGAGCUCGGUUAAAUCUUACUUGUGUGGGGACGGUGAUCAAUGCAAUUCAGUCCUUGGAGAGAAGGAUGAGGCUUCAGUCAGACACCUGGAAUUCAGUUCUCUCACGGCUGAGGAAAACUCUGCUUGCACAACUACACCGAGCCAAAUUCAUCCACAUCUCACAGAGGAGGAUAUCAUUUCCACCAAAAGUUCUGAGGCAACUGUAACCCAACCUGUUGUAGCAGGAGAUAUGAUCCCCGAUGAAGGAAAUACGGACAGAUUUCUGAACAAUGAGCCUUCAUGGAAGGAGAAGCAAAACUCAACUUAUCGACUCUUCCGGCAAGAAGAUGCUGCAAUCACCAUCCAGUCAGCAUUCAGAAAUUAUCGGGCCCGGGGUUCCUGCCAAAAGACGAGCUUUGAUGAUGGAAAGCAAAAGAGCCUAGCAGAUGCAGAAAUUUGUAGUCCAGCAGAGUCUCUAAGCUCAUCAAUCAAAGUUCAAACGGGAGAUUCAACUAGGGCAUCCUCAGUUGUUGAUGUUGAAGGCAUAGAUCUCAGUCAACCGAUGCACAAGAGAGUUAGAAUCCACGUUACAAAGAUACAGGAAGAAUGGGAUGGUAGCACAGCGAGUAGCAGUAUAUCUAAAAUGAGGAUUCAGAACAGAAUCGAAGCUGCAACAAGGCGUGAGAGAGCUCUUGCAUAUGCUUUUGCACAACAGUUGAGAGUAUGUGCUAAGAAGAAGCGUACCAAAACCAACAGUUUAGAUACUAACAUGAGCCGAAGCUGGCUAGAGCGAUGGAUGGCAACCCGGCAGCCGGAAAAUUCCUUCUUGAAUAACAACCUAAGCAAGAGAAUCGAGCUGUUCCAAGGCUGCAAUCAACUGAUCACUAACAACAGAUUGGAUGGGCCAACGGUCGAGGAGGAGAGCUGUGGAUCUAAUGAGAUUUCCACACAAAUCAGCGAAAAUUGCGAUCCCAUGUUCGGAGAUAGAGCUGCAGAUUAUCUUAGACCUGCCAAGAGAAGGGAAAGCUGGGAUGAGCAAUAUGUCAAGGCAACAAUCCCUCCCAAGUGUGCAGCAUCUCAAGGAGCCAAAGGCAGAGGAGGAGAGAUGCAACAAAGGAAAACCACAGCAGCAAGAGAAUGA